Daldinia decipiens is the source of this 2387-nucleotide messenger RNA. RefSeq names its product protein phosphatase 2A regulatory B subunit. The transcript has 4 exons. Gene Ontology annotation, cellular component: protein phosphatase type 2A complex. The record is from RefSeq and is a predicted model, not a curated record. Gene Ontology annotation, biological process: signal transduction. Lineage: Eukaryota; Fungi; Ascomycota; Sordariomycetes; Xylariales; Hypoxylaceae. Gene Ontology annotation, molecular function: protein phosphatase regulator activity. The coding region runs from base 188 to 2179 and encodes 663 amino acids.
CAACUUCUACUUUCGACAUAUUUCUUUUUGUGUGUUUUUUUCUUUUAAAAGCACUCGGGCCUUGCUACGGCAACGCGUCUAUUGACGCUAUACUCAUCAACUCUCAAUCUCCUAUAACAACAUCCUAAAGUGACGAGAGAGUCGAGUGUCCCCACCCCGCCGUAAGUAGGGGCCUCGACUUACAAAGAUGAAGGGCUUCAGGCGAGCGCUCUCGCGAGGCAAGGACAGCAAGUCCACCAAGAAGAAUAAGGAUUCCAAAGAUGGCACGGCUUCACCUUCGUCUAGUGGUUCUCGAGAGACCCAGUCGCCUGUAUUGACACCCUCUUCCUCUACCUCGACGCUGAACGAUCUCAGAAACAAGCCCCUCCCUCCCAAUAAUGCUGGAACACAUGGUGGUGAUCAUGGUAGCUCUGCUUUGCAAGGUCAGGUUGGCCAAGCACCUGGCGUUCUGCCUGACCGGUUUGGCGCUCAGCAGUCGCUAAAUGGUGCUGCUACCCCUCGACAUGGUGGUACCCUUCCGCCAACCGUGGUCAUUAGUCCGAGUGCUCCACACAUUCCACCUCCCGGCGCUGCAGAGACCAUGCCGCACGAUCUCGCUCCACCCAAAGCCGGCUCAAAAUCCCUUGUCUUUGACCGUCUCCACCAGACACCGAAAGAUGUCCCCGAAGGUCUCAGGACACCUAGGAGACAGAACUCGUCGCGAUUUGACAUCUCGACCCAUCGAGAACUGGAAAAGCUACCAGGGUUUCAUGAAGUACCGCCUAACCGACGACAGGAGCUUUUCAUGCAGAAGAUUGAUCAGUGCAACGUCAUUUUUGACUUCAACGAUGCUAGUGCCGACAUGAAGUCCAAAGAGAUCAAACGUCUAGCCCUACAUGAGCUACUUGACUACGUAGCCAAUAAUCGUCAAGUUAUCACGGAACCAAUGUAUCCUCGCGUCGUUGAGAUGUUCGCAAAGAAUCUAUUCCGCCCGAUCCCCCCGCCUAUGAACCCGCAAGGCGAAGCAUUUGAUCCCGAGGAAGACGAACCUGUGCUAGAGGUGGCUUGGCCCCAUAUCCAGGUCGUCUACGAGUUCUUUUUGCGAUUUAUCGAGAGCCAGGACUUCAACACGAACAUCGCUAAAGCAUAUAUCGACCAUAGCUUUGUACUUCAGCUCUUGGAGCUUUUUGACUCGGAAGACCCACGCGAACGAGACUUCCUCAAAACAACCUUGCAUCGCAUCUAUGGAAAAUUCUUAAACCUUCGUUCUUUCAUCCGACGUUCCAUCAACAACGUCUUCUUUCAGUUCACCUAUGAAACGGAGAGAUUCAAUGGCGUGGCCGAGCUGCUUGAGAUUCUCGGCUCCAUUAUUAACGGAUUCGCCCUGCCUCUCAAAGAGGAGCAUAAGCUAUUUUUGACCAGGGUGUUACUCCCUCUCCACAAAGUGAAGAGUCUUAGCAUGUACCACCCUCAACUCGCGUACUGUAUUGUUCAGUUCCUCGAAAAAGACGCCUCGCUUACCGAGGAUGUCGUUCUCGGCCUUCUCCGAUACUGGCCGAAAGUCAACAGCACCAAGGAGGUUAUGUACCUCAAUGAGGUUGAAGAUAUUUUCGAGGUAAUGGACCCUGCAGAAUUCACAAAGGUCCAGGAGCCGCUGUUCCACCAGCUCGCCAAAUCCGUCGCAAGCCCGCAUUUCCAAGUUGCAGAGCGAGCCCUAUAUUUCUGGAACAAUGAGUAUUUCUGCAACCUCGUGAGCGAUAACGUCGAUAUCAUCCUGCCCAUCAUGUUCGCACCGCUUUACGAAAAUUCUAAGGGACACUGGAACAGAACAAUCCAUGGGAUGGUGUAUAAUGCGAUGAAGCUCUUUAUGGAGAUCAACCCGCAGCUUUUCGACGACUGCUCUCACGAAUAUACAGAACAGCAAAAUAAUGCUGCAGCAAGGGAAGCCCUCCGAGAGAGGAAAUGGGCUGCUAUCACAGAGCAGGCUAACAAGAGGAGAGUCAACGGCGCCUCUGGGAAUGGUACCCCGGCUUCAAAGCCACUAAGCAUAAUGCCGCGAGUUGAAGAAGCCGAUUCGGUCACGGAGGAUAACCAGAAGAGGUUGGAUUCGUUGAAGCUUCAGGAUGCUGACAGAACUAACCGCCGCCCCAAUACGCACGAGCGGCAGGGUUCGGCUAGCUCUGCGCGGAGUCAGCGGUGAUUUUGAUUCUCGUUCCUCCUAUCCCCUGUGAACCUUCCCACGAAGAGCAUUUCAGAAGUGCUCGACUCCUUUUACGAUAGAACUUGUAGGCGACGAUGACCUGGUUUACACGAACCUCUUAAAAAUUCUAUUUCGAUUUAUCCAUACACCAUCACAGCUCAUUGUUUCUAGUAAGCAUCGGGCUGUCUCAUCCUAACUUGCGCGGUAC